Messenger RNA from Lathyrus oleraceus (garden pea), 937 nucleotides. RefSeq names its product DEAD-box ATP-dependent RNA helicase 31. The record is from RefSeq and is a predicted model, not a curated record. The transcript has 6 exons. Lineage: Eukaryota; Viridiplantae; Streptophyta; Magnoliopsida; Fabales; Fabaceae. Bases 19 to 918 code for a protein of 299 amino acids.
GCUGAUCAUUUACUAGACAUGGGAUUUCGCAAAGAUAUUGAGAAGAUAUUCGCUGCAAUCCCUAAACAACGACAGACACUUAUGUUUUCUGCAACAAUUCCCGACGAGGUGCGCCAAGUCUGCCAUAUUGCUAUGAAAAGGGAUUUUGAAUAUAUUAAUACAGUUCAGGAGGGUAGUGAGGAUACACAUUCACAGGUCCGCCAAAUGCAUUUAGUUGCACCAUUAGACAAGCAUUUCCCUUUACUCUAUGCUAUUCUGAAGGAGCACAUUGCAGAUGAUGUUGACUACAAGGUUCUUGUUUUCUGCACAACCGCUAUGGUCACAAGACUUGUUGCUGAUCUCCUUGGGGAGUUGAACUUGAAUGUGAGAGAAAUCCAUUCAAGAAAGCCUCAGAGUUAUAGAACCAGAGUUUCUGAUGAAUUCCGGAAGUCAAAGGGUCUCAUCUUGGUUACUUCGGAUGUAUCUGCACGUGGAGUUGAUUAUCCAGAUGUUACUCUUGUUGUACAGGUUGGUCUACCGGCUGAUAGAGAACAAUAUAUACAUCGACUAGGUAGAACGGGGCGAAGAGGAAAAGAAGGGCAGGGCAUACUGCUACUAGCUCCUUGGGAAGAGUUCUUUUUAGCUACUGCAAAAGAUUUACCUAUUGGGAAAGCUCCGGUCCCUUCAGUUGAUCCUGACACUAAGAAAAAGGUGGAAAGGGCUCUAUCCAAUGUGGAGAUGAAAAAUAAAGAAGCAGCAUAUCAGGCAUGGCUUGGUUACUACAACUCUAACAAGAAAGUGGGGAAAGAUAAGUAUAGGUUAGUGGAGCUUGCAAAUGAGUUCAGUCGAUGCAUGGGGCUUGAUAGCCCUCCAGCUAUUCCUAAGCUUGUCCUUGGCAAGAUGGGUCUUAAAAAUAUCCCUGGUUUACGUUCCAAAUAGGUUUCCAUUCAAUUUCUGA